UGAGGUGAUGAAUUUUAUGACACACUGUAGAAGUCCCAUUUCCAACAUUUAAAAACUCAUUUGCUUUCUUUAAACUGCCUCUUCUUUAUUCUCAUAUUCUUCCCUCCACACUUGACAAAAAUAAGCCCAAUUCUUUUUUUUAACAAGUUCCCACCUGUUCCCUCCAUCCCAUCCCUCCCUAAAGGUUUGCUCCAGUAAUUAUCAUCCUUGGAACUGCCCACCAAGCGCCUGUUCCCACUUAUCUGGAUACCAGGCUCCAGUCUCUUCCUCCUGCACUCCCUUGCCAAUCCAGCUGCUCUCCUGUUCGGUAUUUUAAAGUAGCUCCCUGCCGCCUGGCUUCUGUGUUUGUGUGCGCUUUGUGGCUAAUUUUUAAAACAGCUUUUUGGACGUAUAAGUCACAUAUAAAACUCACUCAUUUUAAGUGGACAUUCAACGAUUUUUAUUAAAUUUACUGAGUUGUCCAACCACCACCGUAACGGGGGUUUUGAAUAUUUCCAUCACUCUGAUAAUAUCCCUCCCCUGGUUGGCUUGUAAAGGCUGGUCCACCAAGUCUACCUACAAACAUAGUGUUUGGAAGUCAGGGCUGAAUAAAGGUCUAAAACCUCGAGGCAACAAGACAGUAAAGGAUCAUUUUUCUGCUCCUCCUUUUAAAAAAUGAAGUCAUGGUUAAUCAUUAAGCCAACCCUGAUAUUUUGAAGGGUUAAAGCUGACCCAUAUCUCCAUUUCUAUCCAUCGGCUCACUAUUUCCCUCUCCUGCUACCCCCUCAGAGAGGACACUCCCUUACUGGGCUGAGACAUUCUUCUUAAAAGAACUUUCUAGCGCACAGCCCCUCCCAAGACUAGCGACCUCCUCUUGUCCAGUAAUGCCAUCCCCAAUUCAGGCCCCCACAUACCCAUGCUCCUGAGGAAGAAACCUUAAUCUGUGGCCUCUCUGCCAAUUCCAGCUCCGCCACCCCCAUCACACCACAGAGGCCCCUUCUUCCUUUCCAUCCCUGGCAGCAUCGUUUCUCUAAGCUCCAGAAAAAAACCUAACCUGACUCUUUCUCCUCUCCAUCCUCGCCUCAGCCACCUGGUCAUCACUUCCCGGACGCUGGCACCAGGACCUUAGCGCCAAUGCCAAAAUCAUACCAGCAGAAGAGCCUAGAGAAGGGGAGCCUGUGGGUGUGUGGGUGUAAGUGUGUGUGCUCGUGUGUGGAAGAAACCAACAGAGUCCACGCCGGUGUUCAUCUUCUGAAAAUGCCAAUCACGCCCGGCUAAGAGAGCGAGGAUCAGCUCCCCAGUGCGCCCCCGGAGAGAGCAUUCAGGGCCGCGGAGCUUAGAGGGAGCAACGCUUCAACCUGGACCCCGGCCCAGCUGGCACCCCUCCCCGCAACCGCAGAGCUCACCCCCACCCCGGCGCGGUGGUCGGGCCCGGCGGCGACGUCACCCAUUGUUUACAAAUCAACCGGAGCCGGUAGGAUUCCGGCUCCCGCGGCUGCAGGCGCGCGGCGCGAGUGCCCGGCGGGUUGCGGCUUCCGCGUCCGCCCCGGCCCGGCCCCGGCUCUCGCACCGCGCCCGGCUCCGCUGCGGCCCACCGAGCCCCGCACGCAGCCGAGCCGCCAGCAACGCCCGCAGAGCUCCGGGUGCCCGGGCGGGGGACCAUGCCGUGCCGGAGGGAGGAGGAAGAGGAAGCGGAGGGGGAGGAGGAGGAGGAGGACGACGACGACAGCCUCCUCCUGCUGGAGCAGUCGGUGACGCUGGGCGGCUCGGGCGAGGUGGACCGGCUGGUGGCCCAGAUCGGCGAGACGCUGCAGCUGGACGCGGCGCAGGACAGCCCGGCCUCCCCGUGCGCGCCCCCGGGGCCGCCGCUGCAGCCCCCGCGGCCCCCGGCGGCGGUGCGGGCGGACAAGGCCCGGUCCCCGGGGCUGCCGCUGCUUCUGUCGCCGGCGCCGGCCGAGGCGGGGGUCCCGGCGCCCCCGGGGGCCCUGCGCUGCGCCCUCGGGGAUCGCGGUCGCGUGCGGGGCAGGGCUGCGCCCUACUUUGUGGCCGAGCUCGCCGCAGGUCCCUCCGCGCUGUCCCCACUACCCCCUCAGCCUGGCCUCGGUGGGCCUUCGGGAGGCGACAAGCAGGGCGCCCCGCAGCCGCUCUCGGGCCCGUGCCGGCGAGGAUGGAUGCGGGGCUCCGCCGCCUCCCGCCGCCUGCAGCAGCGACGCGGGCCUCAGCCCGAAGCCCACACCGGCGACGACGACCCGCACCGGCUCCUGCAGCAGCUCGUGCUCUCGGGGAACCUCAUCAAGGAGGCUGUACGGAGGCUUCAUUCGCGACGGCUGCAGUUACGCGCAAAGCUUCCCCAACGCCAGCUCCUGGAGCCUCUGUCGGCCCCAGUCUAUGAGCCGCCUUCGCCCCGCAGCCCUCGCGCGGCCUGCAGCGACCCUGGCGCGUCCGGCAGGAGGGCACAGCUCAGAACUGGCGACAGUGUUCUUGUCCCUGGUAGCUAACGCCACGGGAGUGGCCACAGCGCCAGCCUCUGCCUGGAGGGCAAGGGGUUCCCCUGAGGGCUCUAUCCCUACUCAGACUGGUGAAGUCGUGAUUUGGAAGCGAGAAAAUAAGCUUAUGAAGACCAGGAAUCGAAAAAUCUAGAACAUUUUUGCGGGGAACUGAGGUCGAGGGUCCCGAUGUGUUGGAAAAACAGGACUUGGGUGGCCCCACUUAAGGCACAUGAGAGAGCGCACCCCAAGCUCACAGUCAGUAGGACUUCUUAUUUGGCGUGAUCAGUCCUGGCGGCGCAGCGUGCAGUUCCACGCAGCCUCUCAGGGCCCUCCAGCCCGGCGACCAUGUGGCCACAGUCUGCGCCUCUCAGGAUCGCCGAGCGUCUGAAGGACGAGGAUGAUCCCGGUUACUUGCUUUACCUUUUCAGGGCUGGUUCCUCAUCCACAUUGAGGGAGAACAUGAGUAGACGAUCAUUUCAGGGAGUACCUCAAACUAUAGACUUGAAAAUUUACGACACUCAGAAAAACCCAGCUCGUGUCCUUUGGGGUGCUGGUUCUUAAUAUAAAACAUGCAGUACCAUGAAGGGACCUUUUUGGGAGUUGAAUAGGAGUAACCUUUUCUCUGUCCCCGCUCUGCAACUGGCUGCAGUUCUCAGAGUGGCAGGGGAAAGCGGUGCGCCCCGGAUGCUGAUGCGAGCCGGGGGCGGGCGGUGCUGGGAAAAGUAGGGUAAGGCGCCAAGUGAAGCCUCUGUCCUCUCUAAAGUAUUUUCACAGCCAGCUGUCCCUCCUCGGGUUCAAGGUCAUUGUUUCCUGGGCGCACACGGGAUUGCGGGGCUCCAGCAGGGUAGAAGAGUUGCCCGGUUGUGCCUCUACUCGGAGAAGAGCGCGGUGUUUUGCAGGGCUGGAGUCUCCUGAGGACACGCGCACCGCCACCACCGCGGGUGUAGAGAAGGCGGGGACGUGCCGGGCGCCGGUGCCUCCAGCGGGCGGCCGCACCCCGGGCUUUCAUGGAAGCUGUCCUGAGACCUGGCCUCGGAUCCCCCCCCUCUCCCCCUCGGCCCUGCUGCUCUACUCAAGCGGGUGGCGCUGGCGCUCCUGGGGCCCCAACCUGGGGGCUGGGGAGACGCCACGUGACUGGCACUCCAGGGAGGCACAGCCUCGCACAGCAGCUUAUAAUGGGCUCUCCAGGGCCGUUUGCAAUAACAGCUGCAAUUCCCUGGAUAGACGGAGUUGGUUUCCUCCCUUUGCCCCACCCCCAGCCAUGCCAGCUCGCCUUUGUAAGUGAAGGAAACCGCGUAGAAAACGUGACCGUCCAAAUGGAGAAGCUGCAGGCUUUGCCAUUGUGAACGGUGGUGAAGUGCUUGUAACAUACUGUUCACACCCUCUGAGGGAUCUAAGGCCGUUUUGUUGGUGUUUUGGUUUUAUAAGAUUCAAUGGCUUGUUCAUCCAGUUGCGGCUAUUGACAUAUCUACACUUCGCACCGGAGUGUCUGGAAUUGUGGCUGUCCUGAUUAUAGGAUUUUAACUUAACUGAAAUAUCUGUUUUUAAUAAAUGUGUUGGGUUUGGGG
Molecule: messenger RNA, 4036 nt
Organism: Equus caballus (horse)
Lineage: Eukaryota; Metazoa; Chordata; Mammalia; Perissodactyla; Equidae
Gene: FRAT1
Product: FRAT regulator of WNT signaling pathway 1
Biological process (GO): positive regulation of canonical Wnt signaling pathway
Cellular component (GO): cytoplasm
Source: RefSeq, a predicted model, not a curated record